Porites lobata is the source of this 873-nucleotide messenger RNA. NCBI's taxonomy places the organism in Eukaryota, Metazoa, Cnidaria, Anthozoa, Scleractinia, Poritidae. The record is from the annotation of a GenBank genome assembly.
UUGCCAAGCGUGCACUCUUACGCCGAUGACACGCAAUUGAACUUGGCUUUCAGUCCAAACGUGCAGGGUGAUGACGCUAGUGCGGUAAAGGCUAUGUGUGAUUGCAUCAUAGAUUUAAGAAAGUGGAUGAUUAGAGACCGACUUAUGUUAAAUGAUGAUAAGACUGAGUUUUUGCUCCUUGGUACCAAGCAACAGCUAGCUAAGGUUGACAUAAAUAGUAUUACUGUUGGUGAGUCUGUUGUGAACACAAAGCCGGUUGUCAAGAAUCUAGGUUCCUGGUUUGAUUCUCAACUUAGUAUGUCUACUCAUAUUAGCAAGCUCUGUAGCUCAGCUUUCUUUCAUCUACAUAACAUCAGCCGUAUUCGCAAGUUCUUAAGCCGCGAGGAAACUAAGACCUUCUUAGUGCAUGCAUUAGUUACUUCUCGCGUUGACUACUUCAAUAGCCUUUUGUAUAGUCUACCUGCCUCUCAGCUUAACAAGGUUCAGCGUGUUUUAAACACUGCAGCAAAGCUUGUUUGCUGCGCUCAGCGCUUCAGCCAUAUUACACCGGCCACUGAUGUAUGAGCUACAUUGACUUCCAUUAAAGCAGCGCAUUCAUUUAAGAUUUUGUUAUUUGCAUUCAAGGCUAUCCAUGGUAUAGCCCCUCCAUACAUUCAGAACUUAGGUUCUCUGAAAUCGCAAGGCGCAUAUAACCUCAGAUCGUCAGGUGGAAUUUUGCUAGCAUCGUCAACAUUUAGAACUAAGGUCACACUAGGCGAUAGGUCGUUCCAGGCGGCUUCGGCCAAGUUAUGGAAUGCUCUAUCGCGUGAGCUUCGCGAUAUUCCUAACUUGCAUACUUUUAAGAGCAAUCUCAGGAAAAGACGUACCUUUUAA